CUUAUCUGAAACUUACUUCUUAACAACAAAAGGCAAUAAAUAGCAGGGAAUGUACCUAGGCAGUACCUAAGCUAAAGAUCAACAAUGCCAAUGCUUUACUCAUUGUUCGCCCAUCAUACAAUACAUUAAUAAUUGAUUAGUUCUAACUCUCCAAUGUUAUAGGCAAAUAACAUCUUCGUCAUAUUUCUCACCCUUAGGUACCUAGUUCUCACACACCCAAAUUGCCUGCGUGGUGAAUCUUGGUUGGGAAAGCAUCACUACAUCCUCAUUUCUUCGUUUCUACUCAAGUAAGAAGGUAGGUAUCCAACCGUUAGCUAACAUGGUGUCAAAUUCAGAGUGUUCGGUAUCUUCUGAGCAACCAAUGCCAAAGGGAUACCGGUUCGUUCGAAGGGGGAAUGCAUAUAUCACCAGGUAUUGCCGGAAGCAAGCGCAUCUCGAGGGCCAUAUUGUUUAUGUAGUCGCUGAAGGAAGGAAGCAGACCGGCAUCAGGGUGCCAAAGAGUAUCUACCUUCAAGCUCUAGAGAACCAUCACUUGACAAAAGAUGCGCGAGCUCGAAAUCUCCAUAAAAAGGAUACUAAGCUGGAAACCGAUUUCCGUAAUUCCAUUCUCUCCUUAUUUCCUCAGAUACCCGCCAAAGAUGUGACAGAAGCUAUCCAGCAAACGAUGAGAAAGCAUAGUGGAAGAGUUGGAAGAACGACGAAGCUGGAUAUUGCUGAGAGAACUCGCCUAGCUGUGCGUGCUCACAUUCGACAUCGCCAUACAGACUAUGACGAACUCUUGAGACGGGGAGUUCAAAGAGACAGAGCACGAACUCAGAUCAACCAAAUGGUCGAUAAAAUAGCCUGUGAGUGGAGAGGUGGGCCACGGAGAACGCCGUCACAACAUGGACAACCCGCAAUCGAUUCGUGAGGCCAUUAGACUGCUGCACUAGGAAGUUUAGGGGGGCCUCUUAGGUGUUUAUCCCGGGUAAAUCGUGUCAACCAACAAAACAGGUUGAGCAAGUUGAGGCAAGUAUCACAAGUUAAGUCAAUCUAUAAUCACGCCGUGCCAAAAACGAUGGCUUCGAGAUUGGAGUACGUUGCUACGUAG
Messenger RNA from Daldinia caldariorum, 1090 nucleotides. RefSeq lists its product as uncharacterized. The coding region runs from base 320 to 910 and encodes 196 amino acids. The transcript has a single exon. Lineage: Eukaryota; Fungi; Ascomycota; Sordariomycetes; Xylariales; Hypoxylaceae. The record is from RefSeq and is a predicted model, not a curated record.